AUGUCUACUAGGUUGACCUCUACAUCUGCUACAACUCAUAUCUCUACGGUCAGUGCUAGUACUACCUCUGUCGGUGGCACUGGUUCUCUUGGGGGUUCCAGUGGAGGUGGUGGCAUUGGUUCUCUUGGAGGUGUUGGUGGAGGUGGUGGAGCAUCUGGCCCACCUCCACCUCCUCUGUCUGCUAAUCCUGUAUUGAACAAUAUCUUACAGAACAUGGGGCAGUUACAAUUACAGCUCACAAACGUGGCCUUCACUUCUGGUCAAUUAUCUAUACGGUUUCAGGCUAACAUUGGCAACAAGGUCACUAUUGCUGACCUUGAUCACUGUAAGAAGAAGCCCAAUGAAAAGGAGGUAAACAUUGUUGUGGACAAGGAAACUUUAGAAGUCAAGACAGAUAAUGUUGAUAAUAGCAAGAUUUUAGAGAAACCGACACAAACAGUUGACUCUCAGGAAAUUGAGAUACCGACUCAAACAGAGCAACUGACAGAGACCAAAAAACCUACAGAGGACAAAGGUACUAGCACAGGGCCACCGAAGACUGAGAAACAGGUAGUAGAACUUUCAGAGAAACAAAUUGAGGCAGAGGUUCAUGUUGAGACUGAAAAACUGACAGUUGUGAGACACUGA
Molecule: messenger RNA, 627 nt
Organism: Cryptomeria japonica (Japanese cedar)
Lineage: Eukaryota; Viridiplantae; Streptophyta; Pinopsida; Cupressales; Cupressaceae
Exons: 3
Coding region: 1-627 (208 amino acids)
Source: RefSeq, a predicted model, not a curated record